Molecule: messenger RNA, 1758 nt
Organism: Cladophialophora psammophila CBS 110553
Lineage: Eukaryota; Fungi; Ascomycota; Eurotiomycetes; Chaetothyriales; Herpotrichiellaceae
Exons: 3
Coding region: 1-1758 (585 amino acids)
Biological process (GO): regulation of alternative mRNA splicing, via spliceosome; mRNA splicing, via spliceosome
Cellular component (GO): nucleoplasm
Molecular function (GO): N6-methyladenosine-containing RNA reader activity; mRNA binding
Source: RefSeq, a predicted model, not a curated record
AUGGAGUUUGAACCAUAUCCUCAACAACAGUUUCCCAUGGGAAGUUUUGCGAGCACCGCGACGCUCGAUAUGUCGGCUGUCACAGCUGCAUUGCCAGAGUACCCAAUGCGCCAGUUUCAGCAAUCGCUAUAUACGCAGCCUUAUCAGCAACACUCUGCUGCCACCAACCCGUCGAUGAUGUAUCAGUAUCACCAAGGCGCGCAGUUUGGCGGCCAGAGCGCCACUCAUAUCAACCCUUCAUUUACUCAGCAGUACCCGUCACAAUAUGGGCAAGGCGCGCCUUCACGACAGCAGCAGCAAGGAGUGGCCUAUCCACACUUCGUCGGCAAUCCAGGAGGCCCAGGUGGUCCUCAACCGUACCCAAAUCAAACAUUCGUGGUACAGCAGCCGAUGAUACAUAAUGCCAAUGCGGCCACUCAGCCUCUUCAGCAUCCUCAGUUUGCACAGGCCCGUGGGACCGCAGCCUACGUUGCGCCGUACGGCUCCAGGGUGCCAACUGCCUAUCCACUACCACAACUGCGACUCGACAACAGCCUAGCACAAACCCAGCCACUGAACUUUUAUCCACAGCCCAAUUCUCAAGCAGUCAGGAGAUCUAGCUCGAGUUCGUCUCUGCAAACAUCGGUGCUCAGGGGCCCGCCGAGGAAACCCAAGCAAUCUGGCCAUGCUCUUUGGGUUGGCAACUUGCCGCCUGCGACACAUAUAAUUGACCUUAAAGACUAUUUCUCGAAAGAUGCGACGGACGACAUAGAAAGUGUCUUCCUGAUCUCGAAGAGCAACUGUGCCUUUGUGAACUACAAGACUGAGGCUAGUUGCGCAGCGGCCAUGGCUCGCUUCCACGACUCUAGGUUCCAAGGAGUGCGACUGGUUUGCAGGUUACGACGUGGGAGCUCUUCAACGGCAACACCAACGCAAGGUGUGGCGCAACAGCCAACCGCGCCCACCGACGCAGGGAACGAGGAGGACGGAGUUGGCAAAGAAGCAGCUGUGGUUGAUGACAUAAUAACAGCAGAACCAGAACCUAUCGAGAAGGUGAAGGAGAGGUUCUUCGUGGUGAAAAGCUUGACCGUUGAGGAUCUGGAACGCAGCGUCGUCAGCGGAAUAUGGGCAACACAGGCCCACAACGAGGCCGCAUUGAACAAUGCCUAUCAAACUUCAGAGAAUGUAUAUCUCGUCUUUUCAGCAAACAAGUCUGGCGAGUACUUUGGAUACGCUCGGAUGGAGUCGGCGAUUGGUGAUGAAGCGGCCGCGAAUAUCGAUUAUCAACCUCGACCAGAGGCGCGAGAACCCAGUCCUGCGGACCUGCCACUGACCAUACCAACACCAGCUACGGCGACCGCACCCAAAGGACGGAUCAUUGACGAUUCGGCCAGAGGUACAAUUUUCUGGGAGGCAGACAUUGAGAGCAAAGAGAAAGAAGAGCAGCACACAGACGAUGACGCCGGAAAUAUUUCUGGGGAAGGUUAUGAAUCAACCAGUCCCGCUACACCACAAACCUUUGGGAAACCAUUCAAGAUUAAGUGGAUGUCCAACGACCGUCUACCGUUCUACAGGACAAGAGGCCUUCGAAACUCUUUCAAUGCAAACCGCGAAGUGAAGAUUGCUCGAGACGGGACAGAGAUUGAGCCUUCCGUUGGCCGAAAGCUAGUCAAUAUGUUUCAUCGCCCUCCGCUUCCAUCUGUGAGUCCUGGGGUUACCCGGCCACCACAACCUCAUCAAGGACCUUUGGGUGGGUUCAUGUACGGAAGGAGUUACUGA